UAAGGGGGUUUUGUAUAGCUCUCCACGUCUAACUUCUCUUGUAGUAUCCGGACACUCGACGAAGAAGAUCCAUCUCUUCGGGCAAUCCACAGAUCCAAUUGAGGACACAAUCAGCUUUUGUCUGCUCUUAUCGUUGCUGAAGCUCUUCAAUUAUUGAGUCACGUAAGUGCGAUCUGGAUCGUCGAUACCUCGUUAAUUGGAUCUGAAUCAAGUGAUUCUUUCAUCUUUUGAUAAAUUUUUGUUCUCUGAGUGAUGAAUUUCUUGCUCCGAUCUGCUUCCUCCGCCACUCACCGCCCUCCGGUGAGCGAACCACCACCAGCUACUCCGCCUCAGCCUCCUCCUCCCGAAGCAACCAAGCCCGGAUCCACUUUGGAAGGGCUCAUAUCCGAGGAGCCUUUCCCGCAGUAUCCAUCAGUGGAUGAGGAUCAUUUGGGUGAUGGAUCUAGAGACGACCAUGGUAAUGGAGAGGCAAAUGCAAACACUGGUGGCUUUGGGAUGGAGAGGUUCUCAGAUGUGUCUGAUGAAGAAGGAUGGAUCUCUAUUCCAUAUAAAGAGAUUCCGGAUAACUGGUCUGAGUCCGUUGAUAUUGAGUCGCUACGUUCCUUGGAUCGCUCUUUCGUGUUUCCUGGGGAGCAGAUUCAGAUCCUUGCGUGCUUAUCUGAAAGCAAAGGAGACGCAGAGAUCAUCACCCCUUUUAAAGUAGCUGAGGUGAUGAGCAGAGCUGUACAGAGAAAGCUCUCUGACAAUGGGACGAGUACACCGUCAGGAGAUGGAGAAACAAGCCCUGAUGGUCAGUUUGCAGCUCAGAACGGUGACAGUCCUGGGAAAGAGAGUUCGGAUUCGCAAAAGGAUGUAUCUGAUGGCGAAUCGAUCUUGAGGAUGGAAGAUCAUCAGAGAAGAACAGAGGACUUGCUUUCAAAGUUUCAGAAGUCUCAUUUCUUCGUUAGGAUUGCAGAGUCCGGCGAGCCGCUUUGGUCAAAGAAAAGCUCUCUGGUGGGAGAUAGAGAGUUAGACAAGAAGAGACCUUGUGUUAGUGCUUUUGUAGAUAGAGGAGAGUUCGAUCCUAAUGUUGCUGGAGGUGUAGCUAGAAGUAAGGCUAAAUGCAUUGCCUUACCCAAUGGAGACAUAGUGGUCUCUUUACAAGUUUAUAUCGUUGACUGUCCCAAAGAGCCCAUCAUUGAGAUACUUCAGUUUGAGAAGCAUCAGGACGGUAAAGAUAGUGACUCGUAUGGGAACCUUUUGAAGUGGUUGAUACCGUUGGACAACACUAUCUCUCAGCAACCACGUUCUUUACCACCUCCUGUAAGCUCAUCCACCCCAGGAGGUAUCAGCAGCAGCAAUGCACACAAGACAUCACUCUCUUCCGGCUCAGGGUCUCAGCUCUUCUCAUUCGGCCAUUUUAGAAGCUACUCCAUGUCAGCUCUCCCGGCGCCAAACACUGCACCGGUUACUGGACCCGUGAAAACUCAAAGCUCCAAACCAUCGUUUGAUCUUGAAGAUUGGGAUAGUUACUCAGGUCAGACACUAAGGAAGUCUGGGACUGAAGAGCUUUUAUCUUUCCGGGGCGUCCCUUUGGAGAGAGAUAGAUUCUCUGUUCGUUGUGGACUUGAAGGCAUCUGCAUUCCUGGGAGAAGAUGGAGGAGGAAACUUGAAAUCAUUCAACCUAUUGAUAUUAAUUCUUUUGCUGCUGAUUGUAAUACAGAUGAUCUUCUCUGCGUUCAGAUAAAGAAUGUUGCUCCUACACACACUCCAGAUAUUGUUAUAUACAUAGACGCUAUAACAAUUGUUUUUGAAGAGGCAGGGAAGAGUGCUUCCCCUUCUUCGGUACCAAUUGCUUGUAUUGAAGCUGGUAACGAGCACAGUUUGCCCAAUUUAACUCUCAGGAAAGGGGAGGAGCAUUCGUUCAUUGUGAAACCUGCUUUCUCUGUUGGGAGUAAUCUGAAGCCUUCUGCUGCGAGGAAAGAACUCAAGUCAUCGAGUUUGUCUCUUCCUUCUGUAAAUUUUGAAAGACUAGGGAGCGGUUUAAGUGGUGAUCAUUAUGCGGUGAUGGUGUCAUGUCGGUGCAACUACACAGAAUCAAGGCUGUUUUUCAAACAACGGACAAAGUGGAGACCGAGAGUUUCUAGGGACCUGAUGAUCUCUGUUGCGUCUGAAAUGUCAGGAGAGCCUUGUGGCCCUCAUGGGAGAGCCUCACAGCUACCUGUUCAGAUUUUGACACUUCAAGCAUCUAAUUUGACAACUGAAGAUCUGUCUUUAACGGUUCUAGCUCCAGCAUCCUUCACAUCACCUCCCUCUGUGGUGUCCCUAAACUCCACGCCUACCUCCCCUAUAAGCCCAUUCCUAGGAUUCUCCGAGUUCACAGAGAGGGUACAAACCGAAAAACGCAACACAACGACGCGUAAAGUGCAGUCGUUACCUUCAUUUCCGCUGGAGACAAGGACAGAGGCAGCAACUAAUGAUGAAAUGAAUCCUUCUUCAGAUGUUGUUCCAAAGAGCGGCUUGGGUUGUACACAUCUCUGGCUACAAAGUCGAGUUCCCUUGGGAUGUGUUCCUUCGAAAUCUACAGCAACAAUCAAGCUAGAGUUACUUCCUUUGACUGACGGCAUAAUCACUCUGGAUACUCUCCAAAUCCACGUCAAGGAGAAAGGUCGUAGGUACAUUCCAGAGCAGUCACUGAAGAUAAACGCUACGUCAAGCAUUUCCUCUGGGAUCUUCUAGCCUCACCCAAAACCAUUUUUUUUUUGCCUUUAUUAGAGCCAAAAAGAGUCACCAAACACUGAGCAGUCUUUGUUUCACAGGUCCAUCUUCACCUCAAUAGGCUAUUGACUUUUGGUUUCAAGGUUUGAAAGAAAGUUAUGUUGUAAAACCACUCUGGAUCCUAUUUAUUUUGAACAUGUGUUUGCAUUUCUUUGACCUUCUUUUGUUUGCAAUUGAAUUGUUCUGUUAAAACUUGCAUAGAGACGACCUUUGUUAUCGAAUUAUAUAUUUGUUAAUUACUUA
Brassica rapa (field mustard) is the source of this 3000-nucleotide messenger RNA. RefSeq lists its product as uncharacterized. The record is from RefSeq and is a predicted model, not a curated record. NCBI's taxonomy places the organism in Eukaryota, Viridiplantae, Streptophyta, Magnoliopsida, Brassicales, Brassicaceae.